Amoebophrya sp. A25 is the source of this 2768-nucleotide messenger RNA. The record is from the annotation of a GenBank genome assembly. Lineage: Eukaryota; Dinophyceae; Syndiniales; Amoebophryaceae.
GCGAGAAGAUGACACUCGUGCAGCAGCAAGCCCAUUUAGCCAAUGAGUUUGCAGGCAUUUUCUCGAUGGCGGAUAGCAAAAAGAAGACACCGAAGGCGGAGGGAAACAAGAAAGCUGGACGAGGUAAGAAAGAUGCAGCGGAGGAAGAUGUUCGUCUUCCCGCUAUUGAGGACGUAGGAGCACAAAACGGUCGUGGGCAGCUAGGAGGUAGCUCGUCGUCAGCAACUAGGACACAGCCGCCUGCUCUCCCGGCGAAGAGUCCUUUGCUCUUACGGCCAUACCAACAAGCAGCAGUUGACGCGGUUCUUCAACGGGACUUACGGAUGUCCUGUCUUGUUAUGCCAUGUGGGUCAGGUAAGACGCUCGUUGGGUAUGAGAUUUGCAGGAGGGUAUUGGAAAGGUCAAGAAUGACGGACACUAAAGGCGCCUCAUCGACUUCUUUGAAACGACUCUCAACGUCAUCAAACGGCGGCGGAAACAUCAAAAAAGACUCAACUACCGAAGAAGCAGCCCCACGUGCCAUCAUUCUCAGUGCACGACAUGCGUCUGUGGUACAGUGGAGGCAGCAAUGUGCUGGCUUGACAGUAGAGGGCAAUGUUGUCAGCUGUCUCACUUACGCGAAAGCUCUGGUGGAAUGGGGUAAAGAUGGGCAUGGUGUUUUUGGCAGGAACUUUGCAUCGCCAGUGUUGAGGAGUACUAAACCAGCGCCAAGGAUAUCAGACGAUCCAAAAUUGCGGAUGAUAUCUUCACCUGCAAAGUCAACACAAACAGCAACCAAUCGAGGUAACAAGAGAGCUGAAAGUGCAAGUGGUAAGAAAAACAGCACCUCAUCUUUCACAGACUUGUUGCGGAUGCGAAUGGAAUCGCCUGCCAAGCCCUCUGUCAUUAAUAAGCAGGAACAAAGUACUAACCCAAGAAACACCACGCACACCAACUCUAGUACAAAAGACAAAAGAACGACCGACAACAUGCAAGUCAUAGAUCUCUCCGAUUCUGAUAGCGAACAGAUGAGUCAGUUCUUCUCUCCGAGUCCGUUAAGCUCGAAUGAUGGCGACGAAGAUGAAGUGGUAUUCGUUGCUGAGAGUAGAAAUGUUCUUGAACCAAGACGUAGUACAAGUUGUAGUGCAAGAACUCGAACAGCAGCACGAGGACCAGUCCUAGUAGUCCUUGAUGAAUGUCACAUAGCACCUGCAAGUAAAGUCCUGAAGUUUCUCCGAGGGUUGCGGUCCUUGUAUCCUGCAUUGCAGUUCGUGUCUCUGACGGCGACGCUCUUGCGCGAAUCGAAGGGGUUUAGGGAAGAUCGGGGGAGUAGACAUGAUGCUAAGAGUAAGAGAAGAAAGAAAGUUGCAGGUGCUGCGGAGUCUGAACAACGUGUUGACGUGUUGAGUUCUUCCCCCGACGACGAAAUCAGUGACGGUGAAGAUGAUCGCUACGAAAAGGAUUCUUUCAUGGUGUCUUCCUCGGAGGAUGUUGAUGAAAAAGACGACGACGAAGGGCUCGAUUUGACCGCCAGAAAGCUGAGCAACCACCACGCCUCUCCAUGGACCAAAAUCGUCGGAGAAGUCGUCUAUUCAAUCGAAGCGGAGGAGCUCAUAGCACAGAACUUCUUGAUGCCUGUGGAAUGUAUUCAGAUCUUGCUCACUUCGCCUACUGCUGGUGCUGGCGAUCUUCUAGAUGCAGAAGGAAAAAUAUUGCUUAGUUCGCCUACUGGUAAUCUCCUAGAAGAAGAAAAUGCGGCUAUACAGCGGCCCUCCUCGUCCUCCGAAAAAUCCGAUCUCGUCCACAAAAUCCAAGCUCUUGAAGGUUUACUCCUGCUUCAUCAAAACGACACAAUUUUGAUCCUAGUCGAAUCAAGGGAACUUGCCAGACGAAUUUCCAUCUACUUCGGCAUCUGCGUCUUAGAUGGCAGUGUCCCGAAGAAAACGCAGGAACAGAUCCUAGACCACGUGAGGAGUAACAACUUGCGUUGUCUCAUCGCUGUUCAUUUGCUGGAUGAAAGUUGCGACUUGCCAAACCUGAACGUGGUGAUCCAAUUGGGUGGUUUCUUCGGAUCUAGGAGACAGGAACAGCAAAGAAUCGGACGAUUGAGACGGGUCACGGAGAAGAAGUUGGCUGACCUUCAUCAUCGAGAUUUGGAGAGGAAGCCGAAGUCUCCACGAUUUUACGUCGUCUUAGACCCCGUGCGGAAUCCGAGGGAGUUUCGAGAUAUGCAGUAUCGACAAGGGGCUGAGAAAUAUGUGGUGUGGAAUAUCGAGAAAUUCUUGCAAGAAACGCAAUUUCAAAGGCCAUGUUCCAUCUUUGGGAUGUUGGAGCCGUCGUUUGCGAAUGCGAUCUUCGACAAUCUAGAAGAGGAUCUAGCUGAAAUCUGGUAUCGUUCGGGUGGCCCCGAACACGCGGAUCAGAUGAAUGGUGAGACAUGUAGUACAGCAAUACUAGGGAACGGCACAGCUUCAUCUAUAUCCGCCAUGAUGGGAGUACAGGAUGAUUCUACUGGAGAGUUUUUCUCUCGAAGCCUGUUUCAACAAGAUCAUGCCGCUAGCAACGUCCCAACAGCGGCAGAAGGUGGUGGAAUAGUGACUCGCAUUAUUGAGGGUCAAGAACAGAAUACCGCGAGGACAAAUGGUCUUCAACCUGCAAAUGCAAAAGCAAAGGAGCCAAAGAAUUCUUUGUUUUCAGAUGACGACUCUUCCUCUUCGUCAGACUCUUCAUCGUCUCCAGACGAAGAGGAGUCUGAUGGUGAGUACACCUCGGAUUCCGAGGCUUAAAGG